AUGUCUGAUUUCCUCUUUGGGGAUCUCACAGCAGGCACAGCCAUCCUGGGCAUUCUUCUCGGUAUGCUUCUGGCAGUGGUAGUUCCACGUCUACUAAAGCCGAGUACCACUCCUUCUGGUGAGAAGAAGGACUACAUGGACCUUGUGUCGACGGGACAGGUUCUGUUCGAUGACAACAGGAAGGAGGGCCAGUGCUGUGUGCAUUCUGCACAGAUCUUUGAAAAGCAGGUUGACUUCAACGCAUUUUCCAGACAGUUCGUCAAGAUCUACGGCACUAAUGGUCGCUUUGGACAGCGCCUGGUGCACAAGGAAGGUACUGUUACUUCGCUAGCAUACACUCAGCAGCCUACUUCGUAA
Perkinsus marinus ATCC 50983 is the source of this 357-nucleotide messenger RNA. RefSeq lists its product as hypothetical. The record is from RefSeq and is a predicted model, not a curated record. Bases 1 to 357 code for a protein of 118 amino acids. The transcript is spliced from 4 exons. NCBI's taxonomy places the organism in Eukaryota, Perkinsozoa, Perkinsida, Perkinsidae.